UUCAGUUGGCAGAGAAGUGAUCGCAGCGCAGCAUGUCGCGGGCACGAUCCAUGCAGAACAAGGAGUUGGGCAGGUCGCCCGAUCCCCGCAGCAUGUCCGGCAGACCCCAAGGAAUCAUCGGGAGGCUUCAAAGAAAAACUUCUCUGGAAAGGCAGCAUAGAACUGAAUGCUGCUCCAUAGCGCCUGCCGGAGGUGGUAGGGAAGCAGAUGACAGCAGAGGCGGCUGCUUUACACAGUUUGCAAAUCCCCAAAACUAAAGUGAGAAUGAGUUGUGUAAGAUGGAAGAGAAUCGGCCUUGUUACUCAGAGCUUUCUGUGAAAAACCAGGAUCUAAAUGAUGGGAAUUCUGCAUCUCCAAGCAGCAAGAACCUAAAAGGAACAAAAGAAAAGUAUCAAAGCUUAAUGAGAGAGUGUGAGAUGAGUCGGGAGAGUGUUUUUGUCACAAGUAAGAAAAUAAAUGUUGGUGCCGAGGCUAGUUAUGACAAACGUGAUGAAGAGUUAGAGAAUGUCCCACAUGCUGUAAAUGAGACCACAUCAGAUCACAGUGCAUCAGACACGGCUCCGUUCUAUCGUGAACAAGAUGAGGAUGUCAGUGAAAUGAACACAGAUUAUGAAACCAGUUUCUCAUCCCCCGAACUGGUCCGUGAAGAUGACAAUGCAUCCUCAAGUUCUUCUUUCGAUCAUGAAUCGUAUGAUGACUUUGACUUCACUGCACUUGACAGUGGAAAUGAAUGCAGUUACUCACCUCCUCAACAAGUCUGUGAAGACGAUUCACAGAUUAAGUCUGGGAAAACUGUAUAUGGCCAAGAAAUACGAGGCAAUAGGAAUUCUACUCUUAUGGAGAUCAGAAGGGCACAAGCAAUUGAUGAUGUGCCUGGACCACAGAAUAUUUCUAAUAUUAGUCCUAUUGAGAAAGAUUGUGAUAGUCAAUCAGACAGACGUAAUUUGAAUCAGAAGCAAACUUGUGAUCCAGAUACUUUUUUGGUUCCAGGUUUCAUAAGACAAGUGGCAGGCCCAAAAGAAAGAAUAAGAGCAAGUAGUCAAUCUGGACAAGUUCAGAAGACCUGUCCUUUACCUUCUACUACAGUAUCAGACGAUUCACAGAUUAAGUCUGGGAAAACUGUAUAUGGCCAAGAAAUACGAGGCAAUAGGAAUUCUACUCUUAUGGAGAUCAGAAGGGCACAAGCAAUUGAUGAUGUGCUUGGACCACAGAAUAUUUCUAAUAUUAGUCCUAUUGAGAAAGAUUGUGAUAGUCAAUCAGACAGACGUAAUUUGUAUCAGAAGCAAACUUGUGAUCACGAUACUUUUUUGGUUCCAGGUUUCAUAAGACAAGUGGCAGGCCCAAAAGAAAGAAUAAGAGCAAGUAGUCAAUCUGGACAAGUUCAGAAGACCUGUCCUUUACCUUCUACUUCAGUAUCAGGAAAACGGCUGUAUAAAAUUAGGAAUGCUGACACGAAUGGGCUAGACCACACAAACAAUGGACCAUGUGGUAGCGAAGCACCAAAAAUAAGGUACCUGGCUCCUGAUGAACCCAUUGAUAUUCCUAAAAUCAGAGCACUUUACCGUUUACACCCCAGGAAUAAACCUUUCUCAAGCUAUGGAGUGCAGAAAUACUUAAUGCCAAAGCAACAUCUGCCUCGACCUUGUCCACCUAAACAAGCAAAAAGGGUGCGUUUUACUGAUCCAUUGACUAUGGAAAAUUCAAGCACUGAUCUACCUGACAGACCUGAAUGUUUUUACAGAUUGAGAACUAAUCAUGUGAGCCCCCGACAAUGGUUUAUACUGAUGGAGUACAUCUGGCAACUUAGGCUAGUCUAUAAGAUUACGCUGUCCUGCCAAGAAUUUAGUAUAACAAUAUACACUGGUUGUUGUUUUCUAUAUAGUUUUAACUGAAGGUUUUCAUUGCAUUGUUCCAGUUCUAUUUCAUUAAGAAAAGUUAAACCUAUAUAUCCAUCUUUGGCUAUAUUUUGACCAAUCAAUAAGAUGUCAAACGAUAGCUGUUAGUAAUAUUGUAAAGCUCUCAAGAUGCUCCAUUAUAUGUAAUAUUGGUGAAACGUCACAGCGGGUCCCAUUUUCAAGGGCCCAAUCGUUAAACAAGUAAAGAGUAGAACAUCACACGUCAUGCAGAAAAUGAUGCAAACUCUCUUGCAGCUUCUCAUCUUCUGCAUUAACCUGUGUGCUGUCUUACAUUUGUUGGAAAACAUAUGCUAGGUCUUGAAUCCUUAUUGUGGUAUCGUGCUCAGCUGUUGUGGCAUAAUUCUGAGACUUUAAUUUAUGUUAAAUAUGCUCCCAUAUACAUCAGCAAGACUGUAAUAUGUGUAAAAGUCCAACAGCACCUUCAUUCUUUCGAUCAGUAGUCUCAUUGCUUUUUUUAUUUACCAACCAAAAGAUGCUGAAUGGUGCACAGAUUUUUGGCGGGAAGAUAAAAAAUUAUUGUCAGAUAAGUGGGGGUCUCACUUCUAGAAGACCUAUAUGUAUAGAGCACUUAUUGCUGCACUUUUUUGCACUUUAUACUCUAGUGGUGCAGAAUUAUCCCACAGUGAGAAAUGUUACAAAAAAAAAAUCUUGUAUUUUACUUCCAUUUGUUGUGGAUUGUAAAAAAUCGGUUAUGACAGUUUAAAUGUUUUGUACGUUUUUAUAAUGUUAAAUUAAGGUAUUAUAUUAAAAUACAUUUAAAUAUUUCAAA
Molecule: messenger RNA, 2685 nt
Organism: Hyla sarda
Lineage: Eukaryota; Metazoa; Chordata; Amphibia; Anura; Hylidae
Exons: 24
Coding region: 279-1892 (537 amino acids)
Source: RefSeq, a predicted model, not a curated record